Vitrella brassicaformis is the source of this 1376-nucleotide messenger RNA. The record is from the annotation of a GenBank genome assembly. NCBI's taxonomy places the organism in Eukaryota, Vitrellaceae.
GAGAGAGAGAGAGAGAGAGAGCGCUGGUCUGCAGAUGAUAGUUGAUGGCAACAGGUGGAGAUCUAGGUAGAUCUCAGUCAGACAGGGAGAGUAGAUGAGUAGAUGAUACACAUGAUGCUCACAGAUGGGCUGCUAGAUGAUAGUCAGGGAGUCGGUCAGGCAGGCAGGCAGGCAGGCAGAGAGGCAGGGAGGCAGAUAUGAUGGAUAAUGGCAUGGCCGCGUCAGCUGAUAAUCACUUCCUCCUUGUGCCGCAACCUCUGGGUCAAAAUUGCAGCUGCCUGCAACCACACAUACACCCAUACCACAACCCCACACACGAGGCUCAUACAUUCAGCAACCUACGAGGCUGAUAGGAUGCUCACCCUUUCUUGCGGGAGGCUGUCCAUUGCAGUGGUGUUGUUCUUGAGCACACCAUCUUCCAGCUCAUCCGGACUGCAAAUCGGAUCAAUCAACACACAAUCACACAACAGUCAGCUAGCUCCACGCACAUGCGCUGGCUGACACCCGCACACCUGACGAUUUCAAAGCUGAGAUGGACACAAGUCACUUCGGCGUUGUUCUGAUCAUACACCUGACAGAACGGCCCACCACACCACAGCAACAGGCAUGCAUGCCAUCAGUCCCGUUCCCCGCUGUUGGUUGGGUGGCAUCCAUCCAUCUGCAGGCUACCGACCCACCUUGACGUCGCCCUCCACUUUGCCGUGCUUUGGCCUUGGCGGGACCUCACCUGACACAUAUCACACCAGCGUGUAGACGUAGGCGAUGGAUGCAUGGUCGUCAGCUAUGUGUGUUUGUACGUGUGAUGGAUCGUUUGUAGUGCCCCGGUGCGAUGGGGCACUGGAUGUCGCCGAUGUCGCAGAUGGCCUCCUUGAUGUGGAUGGGGAUGAUGCGGUCGAUCUUGAGGUCGAUCUCGAUGUACCCGCCGCUGAUCUCCUCCUUCAGGUCACCCGUCACAGACACCGUCAGCGCCUGCAUUGCGUUCAUCACAUCACAUUCACCGAUUUGUGACUGACAAUCGGUGGUGCUCUCCCCCAAACUAACCCCCGAACUAGCUGCCCACCCCACCUCUCCCGCCACCGGCGGAUCAGGAACGAUAUGGCAUUCACCGAUCUGCAGCAGAUCACACCCACCAGCAGGACAAACAAUAAUGCCAGCAACAGACCAUUGCCAACGUACUCGUGCUGGUCGGCCUGACCUCGAAUCGCUCUGUGGUGGUGCCUGGGCAGAGGCUCCAUUCCUCCCCCCUGGCCGCCACUCCCGCCAACGCCACGCCCAGCGCCAGCCACCGGAAAAAUGAAACCAACACCAUCUUCACACAAUUGAGAGGGUGAGGAGGAGCCCUCAAUGAGGCCGCUGCAGCAAGUCAAAUCGGCUUU